Molecule: messenger RNA, 492 nt
Organism: Colletotrichum orchidophilum
Lineage: Eukaryota; Fungi; Ascomycota; Sordariomycetes; Glomerellales; Glomerellaceae
Exons: 3
Coding region: 1-492 (163 amino acids)
Source: RefSeq, a predicted model, not a curated record
AUGGCGCUGCUGUCGUACGCUUCUGGCGUGUUUACCAUCGCGACAUGGCCCGCAAGGAUCGCUUGGAAGCCAGUGGCAUUCUUCAUCAACGUGAUCCUCGUCCUGUUGUCGCCUCUCCUUCUUAUGGCAACGUUUGUUCUUGGAUGGUGCCAAGCUGUUAUCGACUUCAUAGCCAGUCUUCAGCCUCUUUACACAUUUCUGGCUUGUGGCGCGUGCAUUGGCAUCUUGGUUGGUCUGGCCUUGUCGUGCACGUCCGGCGUCAUCACCUCCGUCCUCGGCAUGCAUGAUCGGAGGUCGAGUUUGCUCUCUCCAACGCCGAUGCCUGGGACGCCAUCCUCAGAGCGGCCCGGGACAGGCAAGACAGAAGACUCCUCAUCCUACGAGACUGAUUGGCAGUUGCUGAACAAGCCACCCCCGAAGAGACGGAGGCGAACCCCUGGACUUUGGUCACAAACAAUUCACGAGGAGGAUGAUGAUGAUUCAGAGAUUUGA